Messenger RNA from Myxozyma melibiosi, 731 nucleotides. RefSeq names its product transmembrane protein 6/97. Lineage: Eukaryota; Fungi; Ascomycota; Lipomycetes; Lipomycetales; Lipomycetaceae. Bases 81 to 608 code for a protein of 175 amino acids. The record is from RefSeq and is a predicted model, not a curated record. The transcript is spliced from 3 exons. Gene Ontology annotation, cellular component: endoplasmic reticulum.
GAGGGUCGAAGUUCAGACGCGUCCACAUCCUCGUUGCAGAGAUUCGGGUGCUUGUUUCUACACAACACACAGCAGCAGUGAUGAGUUUGAAGGGUAUUUCAAAGCGUCCGCUGGAUUGCUUUUAUUUUAUUUAUUUCAUCAUCCAUGCAUUUGUCACAGCAUUCAUCGACAUCGGAAUCAUCAUCCCGCGCGACUAUCGGCUGAAGAUACAAUCAAAUCUGCUGGAUCUGCAUGUAUCGAUGAACAAUGAUCCGCUGCUGAAGAACCCGCCGGCGUGGUUUGUCUCGUUUGUGGUGAUUGAGGGGAUAUUCCAGCUUCCGUUUUUUGUAGUCGGCGCGAUAGCGUUCUACCGAGAUAGCAAGAAGGUGUAUAUCCCGACGCUGGUCUACGGCGUGAAUGCAAGCCUGACGACGCUAGCCUGCCUCAUCGAGAUCACGUACGGAUUCCGCAAUCUGUCGCCGGAGGAGCUGAGCGAUGGCGAUCGGGUUGGUCUGUUUUGGGUGUACUUUCCCACGUUUGUGAUUCCGUUGUUUAUGAUUGUUGACAUGAUGAGGCGGCUGUGGGUUCUAGUGCCGAGUGGUGUAGUUGAUGAUAAGAAGACGCGAUAGAGUAGAGAAUAGUAGAGCAUAGCAUAGUUCUAAUAGUAAAGGGAACAAUGACGACUCGGCUGCCUGAGGUUGAGGUGCCUUCGCUGAGCCUCAGCCUGCGGAGAAAGAAAAAAUAAAUAAACA